UUUGAAAACGACUUUCAGCUGGCAAAAAUAAUUUUCUAGACAAAGAUAAGAAAUGGCUGUUGCUUAUUUUAGAGGAAACUUAAUAUAUAUUGUAUGUUGGGCUGCAUUUUUUAUCACGAUCAUGAUGUAUCUGACUGACGAAGACAUUGACACGGGGAUAAUCAAUAGUGAUUCAAACGCUACUUUGAAUGGACAGAGUGAAAUUUCCCGGAUGUUUAAGCAGCACAUUGUAUGCGAGAAAGGAAUCAACCUAACUGUGAUCACAUUAAACCUGACGAGUCAACAUGAAAAGGGGAUCCCUGUAUCAAAAGUACCAGAUGUUAGUUGUCCUGGUAUACUACAAAAUAACAAAGAUGCUAUUCAGCAGGCAAUUGACGAACUAAAUGCCACUGUAAAAGUUGGCGUUGCGCCGACGGUUUACAAAAACCUAACUAAUUCUUGCAUUGAAUUCCAUCAAACAAGGCGGUACAUUAUGAAACCUACAUCCAAAUUGGAAUUCGACUUUCCAAUCGCUUUUGAUAUUAUAAUGUACAAAGAUAUAGAACAAAUGGAACGGUUACUCAGGGCGAUAUAUCGUCCUUGGAAUUACUAUUGUAUACAUGUUGACCAAAAGUCAGGCAGCGAGCUGUUUGAAGGUGUUCAAGGGAUCGCAUCAUGCCUACCUAACGUCGAAACAGCAUCAACACGUAUUGGUGUACGUUGGGGCGCUUUUAGCGUUUUAAAUGCAAACUUAAUAUGUAUGAGAGACUUGUUCAAGAAAAAGAAAUGGAAAUACUACAUCAAUUUAACUGGGCAGGAGUUUCCAAUGAGAACUAAUCUUGAAUUGGUUCAUAUUCUUAAGGCGUUCAAUGGUUCAAACAAUAUGAAAGGAACCGUCGAAAAAGCAGUUUCCCGACGUUGGGGUCGUCAGGCUGGUCUUGAGAAGCUACAAUUAAAUAUGACAAUGACGAAGGGAGAGGUCCAUAUAGUUGCUACAAGGAACUUUGUAGAUUUCGUGCUCCAUAGCAAUAUCUCGAAAAUAUUUUUAGAAUGGGUGAAAGGCACUGCAAUUCCAGAUGAAACGUUUUUCACAGCACUGAACCAUAAUCCACAAUUGGGAGUUCCAGGUGCUUAUAAAGGUAUACCAGAAACAAAUUUUCAUUCGUAUCCAUUUCUUGCACGAUGGAAACAUUGGGCCAAUAGACACUGGUAUCCAAACGGCCCUUGUAACGGUAAAUGGAAUAAAGCUAUAUGCAUUAUGGGAAUACGAGACCUCCAUUAUAUGGCAACGGACCCGCAUCUCUUUGUGAAUAAACUGCAUUUGAGUUUUCAGCAUUUUGCACUAGACUGUUUAGAGCAACAUUACUUUCAGAGGGUUUUAAGAGAGUAUGAAACCAAGAGACCUGCUAUUAAUAUAUCAUAUUAUGAGCAAUUUGCUUUUGUAAAAAAUCAUGUUUGAAACUUAAAUUUGAAAUCAAACGGCAACACGUUUGCUAAAUGUGUAGUUAAUGAUCCAAUAAAU
Molecule: messenger RNA, 1501 nt
Organism: Owenia fusiformis
Lineage: Eukaryota; Metazoa; Annelida; Polychaeta; Sabellida; Oweniidae
Source: the annotation of a GenBank genome assembly